GCCGCGGAGGAUCGUUUUAAAGGGCCCGCGUGCCUUCGCCGCCGCCGCCGCCCCCUCGGCCCGCCAUGCUGCUGCCCGUGCCGCUCCUGCUGUGUGUCCUCGGCCUGGCUUCGGCCGAGCCCGUCGUCUAUUUCAAGGAGCAGUUUCUGGACGGGGAUGCCUGGACCAACCGCUGGGUCGAAUCGAAGCACAAGUCUGACUUUGGCAAAUUUGUCCUCAGUUCGGGCAAGUUCUACGGUGACCAGGAGAAGGAUAAAGGACUGCAGACGAGCCAAGACGCCCGAUUUUACGCCCUGUCGGCUAGGUUUGAGCCCUUCAGCAACAAGGGCCAGACGCUGGUGGUACAGUUCACUGUGAAGCAUGAGCAGAACAUCGACUGUGGGGGCGGCUAUGUGAAGCUCUUCCCGGGAGGCCUGGACCAGAAGGACAUGCACGGAGACUCUGAGUACAACAUCAUGUUUGGUCCGGACAUUUGUGGUCCUGGUACCAAGAAAGUUCAUGUCAUCUUCAACUACAAGGGCAAGAACGUGCUGAUCAACAAGGACAUCCGGUGCAAGGAUGAUGAAUUCACACACCUGUACACGCUGAUCGUGAGACCAGACAACACGUAUGAGGUGAAGAUUGACAACAGCCAGGUGGAGUCCGGCUCCUUGGAAGACGAUUGGGAUUUCCUACCGCCCAAGAAGAUAAAGGAUCCUGACGCAGCCAAGCCAGAAGACUGGGAUGAGCGAGCCAAAAUCGAUGACCCCACAGACUCCAAGCCUGAGGACUGGGACAAGCCUGAGCACAUCCCUGACCCCGAUGCCAAGAAGCCUGAGGACUGGGAUGAGGAGAUGGAUGGAGAGUGGGAGCCACCAGUCAUUCAGAAUCCUGAGUACAAGGGCGAGUGGAAGCCUCGGCAGAUUGACAACCCGGAUUACAAAGGCACAUGGAUACAUCCAGAAAUUGACAACCCUGAAUACUCCCCUGAUGCCAACAUCUAUGCUUAUGAUAGCUUUGCCGUGUUGGGCCUAGACCUCUGGCAGGUCAAGUCCGGCACCAUCUUUGACAACUUCCUCAUCACCAACGAUGAGGCGUAUGCAGAGGAGUUUGGCAAUGAGACGUGGGGCGUCACAAAGGCUGCCGAGAAGCAGAUGAAGGACAAACAGGAUGAGGAGCAGAGGCUUAAGGAAGAAGAGGAAGACAAGAAGCGGAAGGAGGAGGAAGAGGCAGAGGACAAGGACGAUGAGGAUGAAGAUGAGGAGGACGACAAGGAGGAAGACGAAGAGGAGGAUACUCCUGGCCAGGCCAAAGAUGAGCUGUAGAGGCCAUGCCACCUUCUUCCAGGGCUGGACUGAGGCCUGAGCGCUCCACCGUAGAGCCGGCUGCGCCAAAUAAUGUCUCUAUGAGACUUGAGAACUUUGAUUUUUUUUUUUUUCCAGGCAGUUUCAGAUUUGGGGUGGAUUUUGGUUUUGUUUCCCCUGCUUUUUAAUUUUUUUUUCCUUUUUCCUCUUUUUUAAAAAAACAAAACAAACUGGUGGGUGUCUUCAGUUCUCCUUAACACCCCUCCCCAGCCUUCCAUUAUUCUAGAUGGACAUCUUUUCCUCCUGUCCCCUCUGUGCCCCAUUCCUUAGUCACUGCUUUCCAGCCCCAGGGAGCAAAGGUGUGGAAGAGAAGCCCUAGGCUUGAGGUUCCAUCUGCUCCUUACUGGAACCCAGAGGGGAGCAGGAGAAAAGGGGUGGCAUCUCGCCCCCCCCCCAGCACUGAAGAAGAAAGGGGCUCUUUCCCAUCUGUUUUCUCCCCUGCCCUCAGGACUGGGCCACUUGAGUGGGGCAGUGGAUUUCAGCUCAGCUCACACUGAGAAUUGUAAGAACUACAAACAAAAUUUCUAUUAAAUUAAGUUUUGUGUCUUC
Molecule: messenger RNA, 1892 nt
Organism: Jaculus jaculus (lesser Egyptian jerboa)
Lineage: Eukaryota; Metazoa; Chordata; Mammalia; Rodentia; Dipodidae
Gene: Calr
Product: calreticulin
Exons: 9
Coding region: 66-1304 (412 amino acids)
Biological process (GO): protein folding
Cellular component (GO): endoplasmic reticulum; endoplasmic reticulum membrane
Molecular function (GO): calcium ion binding
Source: RefSeq, a predicted model, not a curated record